AUGGGUGAUUUUUCUAUUCAAAUUACUCCAGAACUUGUUAAGCGGUUUGCUGAUGAUGGGGUGAAAUUAAAGAAUAAGACAAAGAAGACUAAACCUAAGGCCCGACGAGAACCUCCCCUGCCCAAACCUAAGGUGAAUGAGAAACAGCUGCAUGAUGAUUCUGAAAAACACAAAGGGAUUGCUUCUCCACGAUGGCCAGUUCAACCUCCAUUGCACCUGGCAAUAACUCAACCUGUACAGCCUGCAAAUGCUGAGUUGGAUGCAAUUCGAUCAGUCAUUCGAGAGAGCGAGAGGGUUCUGGAAAAGUUGCAGAAGCAGGAAGAUAACAUGGUGCACCAAGUAACAGAAAGAGUCAAGGAUCUCCGUGAUAAGGAAUUCAAGCUUCCAUACCAGAAGCCUAUGCCCUGUUUGGCCGAUUAUGAUGCUUGCAAGGCAUGCUACAAGGACCACGCUGAUGAUAUUUUGAAAUGUGCCCCCCUCACUAAGAGUUAUUACGAAUGUGUCCACAGAGCUAAGCAGCAAGAGAAUUCAGCAGAUAAGUAA
Messenger RNA from Dovyalis caffra, 543 nucleotides. NCBI's taxonomy places the organism in Eukaryota, Viridiplantae, Streptophyta, Magnoliopsida, Malpighiales, Salicaceae. The record is from the annotation of a GenBank genome assembly.